GUUUCUCCAUAAAUCCAGAAGAUGAUAUCGCGAGCCUAGCGAUGUCACGUACCAGGAGAAAGCAACAGAAAAGAACGUCGACCUAAGGUACUUAUCUUUGAACGUCUCGGAAUGGCGUCCCCUCCCACCACUCCGUGGUCUAACGAAGAGCUGAGGUCGAAAAUCGGGCAAUAUACUUCGUCUGGAAGCAUAAUACUGAAUUUCUGUAUCUUAAGCUACAAGGGAGGACUUUAAGGAUAUCUUUACUGACAAACACCAGCUCUUUAUCGUUGGAUUUCAUGGUCACGUGGCGAGUGAAGAUAUCAAAACUCUCAUUCGGACUCACAGGAUUGGAGCAGUCAUUCUCUUCCUACGCAACGUCGAUAAUGCCACCCAGCUUCUAGAGCUUACGAACUCACUCCAAGAAAUAGCAAAGGAGGCUGGUCACAAACAAGGACUUUUCAUAGCCAUCGACCAAGAAAAUGGACUGGUCACUCGUAUCAAGUAUCCCGUUGCCGCUCAGCUUCCUGGCUCAAUGGCGCUGGGAGCAACAAGUGACGCCGAAAAUGCGUACAAGAUAGCAUCUGCUACGGCUGAAACGUUGAAGAGCUUUGGAAUCAACACAAACUAUGCACCAAUUGCAGAUGUCAAUUCCGAGCCUAGGAAUCCCGUCAUAGGAGUACGUUCUCCUUCCGACAAUCCCGAGACGGUGGGUAGACUUGUAUCUGCUCAAAUUAAUGGAUUGAGUGAAGGGGGUGUCAUACCUUGUGUCAAGCAUUUCCCAGGACAUGGAGAUACGGCUGUCGAUUCUCAUUACGGACUUCCUAUUAUCAAAAAGAGCCGUGCACAACUGGAUGCUUGUGAACUGAUACCUUUCAGAAGGGCGGUAGCUGAGGGUGUUGACUCUGUCAUGACUGCACAUAUUGCUCUGCCCGGUAUUGGAGAUCCAGCCUUGAGCGAGGAUCAUCCGUCGAAGAAGAUACCUGCAAGCUUGAAUCCUGAUGCUAUCAAGAUUUUGAGAGAAGAGAUGAAAUACGAGGGGAUGAUUGUCAGUGACUGUCUCGAAAUAGAUGGUGUCAGAGGCACAUUUGGCACCGAAAAGGGUGCUGUGAUGGCGCUCAAGGCCGGAACGGAUUGUGUCAUGAUCUGCCAUACUAUGUCAGCACAAGUUGGAGCAAUUGAGCAGGUGAUCGCAGCAGUGAAGUCAGGAGAAUUGUCCCAAGAUACCAUACAAACAUCCGUAGCAAGAGUAGAAGCUCUAAAGUCCCAAUAUGUAUCCAAUGCUAGCAUUCCACUCUCGACACUAGCAAAUGCCGAGGCUCGAAACAGUAGGCAGGCUUCACUUGCAUCAGAAGUUUAUGCGAAGAGCACGACGGUUGUUCGAAGUGUUACUGGAACUGUCCCAAUAGCGCUAGACUCGACGAAGAAGAUAGUCUUCAUCAGCCCAGGAAAGACACCCACUGGUGGUGGUGCUGUUGAGAGUGGAGAGGAGAAAACAAGAGAAGCGUACACACCAUCAACAUAUAUCGAUGUUCUCCGAGCCCAGUACCCUAAGAUUGUCGAUAUUCAAAUUCAUGAAAGCAAUCCACUCUCUUCGGAUGAUGAGAAGCAUAUCUCUGAUGCAGACACUAUUAUCUUUGCGACAAGAAAUGCCAGCUUGAGCCCCUACCAGAAAGAUUAUGGCUUGUCGUUGGGAAAGAGAUUUGCAGACAAGCUGAUCGUUAUCGCGACCUGCGAUCCAUAUGACUUCCUCGAAGAGAAGAAGGAGAUCAAGAACUACAUCACCAUCUACGAACCCACUAUCCCAGCAUUUAAGUCCGCAGUCGACAUUAUAUUCGGUGUUACCAAGCCAUUGGGCACUCUUCCUGUCGGAACUCCACCUACCAAAUAUGAUAUCCGACCCCUCUCGAAGUCCGACGAGGAUAUCCUCCAUCUCUUGAGUCUAUGGCAGAUGAUCUUCCCCAAAUGGCCCAUGGAGCUCAAACACCUAGCACAAAAUCUGAGGCAAGAGUAUGGUCACCACUUCAUUCACGAGAACGGCUUCGUCAUGUCAUUUUUCUUCUCUCUAGAGGGCAUAAAUCACGGAAAGAUUACAGCUGUUGGAGUCUUGCCUGAGUAUCGAGGGAAAGGUCUCGGCACUACUCUAGUCGCUAAAGCUCGAGAAGCACUUACGGAACAAGGAAAGCUGAAGAGUUUACAAUUCGGAUCUGUUUUCCCAAGAUUCUGGCCCAGUGUUCCCAUCGACUUUCCUCAAGAGACCAAAGACUUCUUGUUGCAUAGAGGGUUCCGUAAACCAAUCGAGCCUACAGCACGAGAUUUCUACCGCAACAUCACAGGCGAGAUUGCACCUCCUGAUAUCCUCGCUCGAGUCUCAAAGCUUCCUUUGAAAUUCGUUCCUUGGUCACCAGAGCUGUAUGAUGAAUGCAUCACAAAGCAACGAGCGAAUUUCAAGAACGUCGGCUGGGUGGAAGCCUAUGAGCGUCUCGCCCUCGCCAAGCAACACCACGAAGCUCUCGUCGCCAUCGACCCCAGCACCAACGCCCAACUCGGCUGGACACUUAUGUGCUCACCAUCCGCAGUCGUUCUCGACGAUUUCGCAUUCAUCAACCUCCUUCCAUCGAAAGAGAAAACUGGUCUCAUUGGCUGUGUGGGUGUUGAUAAGAAGGCUAGAGGGAAGGGAGUGGGACUUGCAUUACUAGUUAAAGCGAUAGAGAAUAUGAAGAAAAGGGGAGUGGAGGGGGUGAUGAUUGAUUGGGUUACUAUUAGGGGGUUUUACGAGUUGUUGGGGUUUAAGGUUGCUUGGGAGUAUGAGACUUUUGAGUGGUGAGUGUGCAGACCUAUCACAGAACUGGCUUCGAUAUUGCCACGAGGGUUCUGUGGUAAGUAGUCAGUCGACAAAAUAUCUACAAAUACCAACCAAGAUCUAUGCUGGUUUGACUAAUUUGAUUUCAAUCAUAUUCUCAUCCGA
This is a messenger RNA of Cadophora gregata, 2947 nucleotides long. RefSeq lists its product as uncharacterized. Bases 515 to 2806 code for a protein of 763 amino acids. The record is from RefSeq and is a predicted model, not a curated record. Lineage: Eukaryota; Fungi; Ascomycota; Leotiomycetes; Helotiales; Ploettnerulaceae. The transcript has 7 exons. Gene Ontology annotation, biological process: carbohydrate metabolic process; peptidoglycan turnover. Gene Ontology annotation, molecular function: hydrolase activity, hydrolyzing O-glycosyl compounds; acyltransferase activity, transferring groups other than amino-acyl groups.